AUAGACGCGAACGCCGAAAAUUUCGUUCAUCAACUGAAACACGUUCGAGACGACGCGUACGAGCGUCAACACAUUCCAGAGCAACAACAACUUUUUUCCUUUGUUGGUCCUCGCUUUACACAUUCCAAAAUGGUCGAGGAGACGAUGAGCGAGGAGGUGGAGACCUUCGCCUUCCAGGCGGAGAUCGCGCAGUUGAUGUCGCUGAUCAUCAACACCUUCUACAGCAACAAGGAGAUCUUCCUGCGAGAGCUGAUCUCGAACUCGUCCGACGCCCUGGACAAGAUCCGCUACGAGUCGUUGACGGACCCGUCGAAGCUGGAGAAUGGCAAGGACCUGUUCAUCAAGCUGGUGCCCAACAAGGACGACCGCACGCUCACCAUCAUCGACAGCGGCAUCGGUAUGACCAAGGCCGACCUGGUCAACAACCUUGGCACCAUCGCCAAGUCGGGCACCAAGGCCUUCAUGGAGGCGCUGCAGGCUGGCGCCGACAUCUCGAUGAUCGGUCAGUUCGGCGUGGGCUUCUACUCCGCCUACCUUGUGGCCGACAAGGUGACCGUGGUGUCGAGGAACAACGACGACGAGCAGUACAUCUGGGAGUCGUCCGCGGGCGGGUCGUUCACAGUGCGCCACGACACUGGCGAACCCAUCGGCCGCGGUACAAAGAUCACCCUCCACCUGAAGGAGGACCAGACCGAGUACCUUGAAGAACGUCGCGUGAAGGAGAUCGUGAAGAAGCACUCGCAGUUCAUUGGCUAUCCCAUCAAGCUCCUCGUCGAGAAGGAAAGGGACAAGGAAGUGUCUGACGAUGAGGAGGAGGAGAAAGAAGAGAAGGAAGAGGAAGCAGAGGAAGACAAGCCCAAAAUCGAAGAUGUAGGCGAGGACGAAGAAGCCGACAAGGAGAAGGGCGAAGACAAGAAGAAAAAGAAGACCGUGAAGGAGAAGUACACGGAGGACGAGGAGCUGAACAAGACGAAGCCCCUGUGGACGCGCAACCCCGACGACAUCUCGAAGGAGGAGUACGGCGAGUUCUACAAGUCGCUGACCAACGACUGGGAGGACCACUUGGCCGUGAAGCACUUCAGCGUGGAAGGCCAGCUGGAGUUCCGCGCCCUUCUGUUCCUGCCUCGCCGCGCCCCCUUCGACCUGUUCGAGAACCGCAAGCAGAAGAACAAGAUCAAGCUGUACGUGCGUCGCGUGUUCAUCAUGGAGAACUGCGAGGAACUUAUCCCCGAGUACCUGAACUUCAUCAACGGUGUUGUUGACUCUGAAGAUCUGCCCCUGAACAUUUCCCGAGAAAUGUUGCAACAGAACAAGAUCCUGAAAGUGAUCAGGAAGAAUCUCGUCAAGAAGACCCUUGAACUCUUCGAAGAAAUUGUUGACGACAAGGAGAGCUACAAGAAGUUCUACGAAAACUUCUCCAAGAACCUCAAACUCGGCAUCCACGAGGACUCCACCAACCGCAAGAAGCUCGCCGAAUUCCUGAGGUACCACACCUCUGCCUCUGGCGACGAGAUGUCCUCCCUCAAGGAGUACGUUUCCCGCAUGAAGGAUAACCAGAAGCACAUUUACUUCAUCACUGGCGAGACUCGCGAACAGGUGCAGAACUCUGCUUUCGUGGAGAGAGUGAAGAAACGCGGCUUCGAGGUGAUCUACAUGACGGAACCCAUCGACGAAUACUGUGUUCAGCAGCUGAAGGAAUACGAUGGAAAGCAGCUCGUCUCUGUGACGAAGGAAGGCCUUGAACUCCCCGAGGACGAGGAAGAGAAAAAGAAGUACGAGGAACAGAAGACGAAGUUCGAGAACCUUUGCAAGGUAAUGAAGGACAUCCUGGACAAGCGCGUUGAAAAGGUGGUUGUGAGCAACCGCCUUGUGACCUCUCCGUGCUGCAUCGUGACCUCCCAGUACGGUUGGACCGCCAACAUGGAGCGCAUCAUGAAGGCCCAGGCACUGAGGGACACCUCGACCAUGGGCUACAUGGCCGCCAAGAAGCACCUUGAGAUCAACCCCGACCACAGCAUCAUCGAAACCCUGAGACAGAAGGCCGAUGCUGACAAGAACGACAAGUCAGUGAAGGAUCUCGUGAUGCUGCUGUUCGAGAGCUCCCUUCUGUCAUCUGGCUUCAGCCUCGAGGACCCAGGUGUCCACGCCAGCCGCAUCUACAGAAUGAUCAAGCUUGGUCUUGGUAUUGACGAGGAGGAUGCCCCGAUGGAGGAGGCCGAGACCUUGGAGGAGGAUAUGCCACCCCUCGAAGGCGAUGACGAGGACGCCUCUCGCAUGGAAGAAGUCGAUUAAACAUUCGUCACAAAAAUAUUCACCCAUUAUAUACCAAAGCUAAUCAUUCAUUCAUAAGGGAACCAAAAUACUUCGCUAAUGUUGGUAUAUUUUGGCUUCUCUAGCUUUCAUCAUUCCAAUCACGCCCAACAUUCCAUACGAUUUAAACCAGCAUUAGUUUUAGUUAUAGACAAAGAUAUAUUCUGUUAUAAGGAUUUAUUCUUUCGUUUAUGUAAAUAAUUUGUAACAACUUUGUUACAAUAAAACUAAGACCAUUUA
This is a messenger RNA of Penaeus chinensis, 2550 nucleotides long. Its product is annotated as heat shock protein HSP 90-alpha. Gene Ontology annotation, cellular component: protein-containing complex; plasma membrane; perinuclear region of cytoplasm. Bases 130 to 2292 code for a protein of 720 amino acids. NCBI's taxonomy places the organism in Eukaryota, Metazoa, Arthropoda, Malacostraca, Decapoda, Penaeidae. Gene Ontology annotation, biological process: cellular response to heat; protein folding; protein stabilization. The transcript has 6 exons. The record is from RefSeq and is a predicted model, not a curated record. Gene Ontology annotation, molecular function: disordered domain specific binding; ATP-dependent protein folding chaperone; ATP hydrolysis activity.